CAAAAAAAUUGUCAACUUUGAGGAUAUUUUUUGUUAAACCAAUUCUUAACAAUUCUUGCUCAAUCUACGAAACUCCAUUAAAAUAACCUGUACCUUCACAACAGAUGAGCAAUCUUUCAAUCAAAGUUAAUGGCAAAAUAUGUUAUUGUAUUUAUUCCAAGAUAUUGUUGCUAGAAUUCAGUACAAACAGUUCAAAAUAAGACCGCCAUGUUAGCAAGAUCUGUUACAGUUGGUGCCUCAAAAACCUCUAUUAGUAGAGUGAAGACAUUAUGGAAUCUAAAACUAUCGCAUUUGGAUCCGAAAACGCCAGUAGCAAGUGAUAUAGAAAUUGCCAGAAGCCAUACUCCGAAAGAUGUUAAUAUACUUGCUGAGGAAAUCGGGUUGCUGCCCACCGAAGUGUCUCCAUAUGGGAGUAAGAAAGCUAAAAUCUCUCUGAGAGUCCUUAACAGACUUAAGGACAGCCCCAAUGGAAAGUAUGUGGCCGUAACGGCAAUAACACCCACACCAUUUGGAGAAGGUMAAAGUACCACCAUGCUAGAAUUGGCUCAAGCUCUAUCCACGAUAUUGAGAAAAAACACUAUCGCUACAAUGAGGCAACCAUCUCAAGGUCCAACGUUUGGCAUUAAAGGCGGAGCAGCAGGAGGCGGCUAUUCGCAAGUUCUCCCAAUGGAGGACAUGAAUUUACAUUUAACUGGCGACAUUCAUGCAAUAACAACUGCGAAUAAUCUUCUGGCUGCCCAGCUGGAUGCCAGAAUAUUCCACGAAGCCACUCAACAAGAUAAGGCUUUGUAUGAUCGUCUAGUACCUAAAGUUAAUAGUUCAAGGAAAUUUGCGACUAUUCAACUGCGGAGAUUGCAGAAAUUGGGAAUCAGCAAAACUGACCCGGACAGUUUGACUGAAGAAGAAAGAGUGAACUUUGCCAGGUUAAACAUUGAUCCUAAACAGGUCAUUUGGAGUAGAGUGGUUGAUAUUAAUGACCGAUUCCUGCGAGAAAUUACUAUUGGACAGUCUCCAACAGAAAACGGUUUGACCAGAAAAACAGGCUUUAUGAUUUCGGUUGCUAGUGAAAUAAUGGCCAUCUUAGCACUAGCAACUGAUCUAGCAGAUUUGAAGAGUAGAUUAGCGAAAAUGGUGGUCGCUUUUGAUAGAACUGGAAAGCCAGUUACUGCAGAUGAUUUGGUGGUGACAGGAGCUUUGCUGGUUUUGCUCAAGGACGCAGUAGAGCCGACGAUGUUGCAAACUCUAGAAGGUUCUCCUGUGUUAGUCCAUGCAGGGCCAUUUGCCAACAUUGCUCAUGGCGCCAACUCUAUACUGGCUGAUAAAAUUGCCCUAAAACUCGUAGGAGAGGAUGGAAUUGUUGUUACUGAAGCUGGAUUUGCUUCCGACAUUGGAAUGGAAAAGUUCUUCAAUAUAAAAUGUAGACAAUCAGGAGAUAUUCCCAGUGCUGUGGUAUUGGUGGCCACGAUCAGAGCUUUAAAGAUGCAUGGGGGUGGGCCUCCAGUUAAACCUGGAGAGCCAUUAUCUGCAGAAUACACUCAGGAGAACGUGGACCUUCUGAGAAACGGCUUACCAAAUGCAAUAAAGCACAUAAGCAAUGCCACUAAGUAUGGGCUUCCCGUUGUAGUUGCUAUAAAUCAUUAUCAAACUGACUCUGAUGUGGAGGUGCAAUUUCUGGUAGAGGAACUGGGAAAAGCUGGAGCCUUCAAAGUGAUUGUUGCCAAACACUGGUCAAUGGGAGGUAAAGGUGCUGAAAAUCUAGCAAACGCUGUUGCUCUAGCUGUAGAACAACCCAGUAGUUUCAAGUUCCUCUACGAUCUGAAUCUUCCACUCAGAGAGAAAAUCGAAAUAAUUGCCAAAGAAAUGUAUGGAGCGGGCCAAGUUAACUACACAGAACAGGCGCACAGAAAACUUGAUACAUAUAAGAAACAAGGAUUUGGCAAUUUGCCGAUUUGUAUGGCUAAAACCCCAUUGUCAUUAACUGGAAAUCCUGCAAUCAAAGGAGCCCCGACUGGAUUUGCUUUGGGUGUUAAGGAUGUUUCUGCCGCAAUUGGGGCCGGAUUCAUAAUACCAUUAACACGGGAAAUUACUAGAAUUCCUGGAUUGCCAACAAGGCCAGCAAUAUACGAUAUCGAUUUAAAUGUAGAAACGGGGGAAAUUGAAGGACUAUUUUAAAUAAACAUGUUGGGAGAUUAA
Molecule: messenger RNA, 2193 nt
Organism: Dendroctonus ponderosae (mountain pine beetle)
Lineage: Eukaryota; Metazoa; Arthropoda; Insecta; Coleoptera; Curculionidae
Product: C-1-tetrahydrofolate synthase, cytoplasmic
Molecular function (GO): ATP binding; formate-tetrahydrofolate ligase activity
Source: RefSeq, a predicted model, not a curated record